UUGAGUUUGGUCUUGUUUUGGUUCUGUGUGGAAGUCUAAACGCGGUGCUGUCUGGUUCUUGUUCAAACACUGAAAUCUGGUCAAGCCCUGCUGCUGCUGCGGAUGGAUACAGGUUGCAUGUUUUCUUACCCUCAGGCUCGCCUGCCAGGUGCACAUCCUUAACAUUUCUCUACACCAUUACAGCAGUCAACAUGAAGCCCGAGAGGGAGGACAUCAUUUUUCAGGCUCUCCUCUUGAUCCACAUCCCUGUUGCCUGCCUCUUCACUGCAGUGUCAGGUCAGUCUGGCAGCAGCAGCAGUGUGGUGGUGGCAGGGUACAAUGUGAGCGCCCCCGCUGGGUCCAAAGUGCUGCUACAGUGUGUGAGCGGCCGCAUGGUGUGGACCAGAGACCAGCUAAAGGACAGGCAGAGGGUGGUGCACUGGGACAUGUACCGGGCCCGGCCAGACUACGCCAUGGAGAGGGUGCUGGACAUGUACUCUGCGGGGGAACAGAGGAUCUACAACUCCUACAACCAGGGCCGGGUGGGCCUCAGCCACAGAGCCUUCAGAGAUGGGAACUUCUCCCUGGUCAUCAAAGACGUGACGAUGAAUGACAGAGGUCUGUACUCCUGCAACCUCCAUCAUCUCUACUGCCACCUGUACGAGACAAUCAUGGUGCAGCUUAACGUCACCAAAUCACGUCGUAAAGAGCAGCGUUUCUGGGAUGGACACAAGGCGGUGUAUGUGGUGCUGCUCGGCAAUACCGUGGUGCUGCCGUGCAUCAACCGCCGUAAUGUGUGGACAGACUGGAGCCAUGAGGAGGAGGACCAGCAGGUGGUCCACUGGGACCGUCAGUCCCCAGGGGUCCGCCACGACCGGGCCAACCGCCUGGUGGAUCUGUACGCCUCUGGAGAGCAGCGCAACUACGGACCGCUAUUCCUCCAGAGGAAGAUGAACAUCAGCAGUCAGGCAUUCUCAGAGGGAGACUUUUCCCUUUCCAUAACUAAUCUGCAGCCCACAGACCAGGGCAUGUAUUCCUGCCAUCUCCACCACCAUUACUGCGGUCUGCACGAGAGAAGAGAGUUUCAGGUCACAGUGGAAGCACCGGUGAUUCAGGCCACCCUGCCAGCCAAAGCACUACCCAGUGAAGACAAAGACACCACUAAGGCUGAAUCACCGCGAGUCAUCAAUGUUAUCCUGCCCAACCAGAGACACCACUUUCUGAUGCCGCUGGGCUACGUCCUCACCUCCUUCCUGCUCCUGGCCUUCGUUGUACUCAUCAUCAUCCUCAUCACACGCAGACGUAAAACCAAAGAGUUUUACCCUCAACCAUCUAUGAGGUCAAGCAGAAGUGAGAGCAGCUCAGAAGAGUUUGAGAUGGACAUUGCUGAUGGCAAUGUGAGCAGUCUGGAGCCUGAAGGAGAGAAAAGACUUGACUUCAAGAACAACCUGCUGAAAGAGAAGGUCCACACUAGCACUCAGCCUAAAGUCAUUGAUCUUGACAAAGAGAUGCAGAAAUUCUCUAAGUGAGGAAGAGACAAAUAGAUGGCGAAACUUGAGUCACUGGCUGGUCCAGGAAGCUGCACUCCCAACUAAACACAUCCACGUGCCUUAUGUCCAGGCAAAGACAGCAGGAGACACAAUGUUGUGGAAUGUAGAAAAAUCAGUUUUUUAAAAACACCACAUUGAGGCCUUUUGUUGUUUUAAUGGUAAGUAUUAGAGACCAAGGAAAAUGUGUUACGUUUCUUUCAUUUUACUUGAUCAAGUCUGGACUUGGACCGUUGGCGCUACCUAGAGGGGACUUUUUAACAGUGCCGUGUUAAAGUAGCAAUGUGUGUGCAGCGCACGUUAACCCUUAGAUGCACAAGUGGGUCUUUUUUGACCCGGUGAGGUGGUUUUCUUGAAGUAUCUUUGUAAUCACAUUUUUUUUUAUCAUUUCAUAUUCCAGCUAUUCCUCAAAAAACAUGUUUUGGAUAUCAUGCCAUUCAAAAAAUGUAUUUACAUUUUAAGAAAUUGUAGUUUUUGUAUUACUAGC
This is a messenger RNA of Trematomus bernacchii (emerald rockcod), 2013 nucleotides long. RefSeq names its product matrix remodeling-associated protein 8-like. The transcript has 12 exons. Gene Ontology annotation, cellular component: membrane; cell surface. Gene Ontology annotation, biological process: cell adhesion; establishment of glial blood-brain barrier. NCBI's taxonomy places the organism in Eukaryota, Metazoa, Chordata, Actinopteri, Perciformes, Nototheniidae. Bases 192 to 1508 code for a protein of 438 amino acids. The record is from RefSeq and is a predicted model, not a curated record.